Octodon degus (degu) is the source of this 828-nucleotide messenger RNA. RefSeq names its product ferritin heavy chain. Gene Ontology annotation, cellular component: mitochondrion; cytoplasm. The coding region runs from base 41 to 730 and encodes 229 amino acids. NCBI's taxonomy places the organism in Eukaryota, Metazoa, Chordata, Mammalia, Rodentia, Octodontidae. Gene Ontology annotation, molecular function: ferrous iron binding; ferric iron binding. The record is from RefSeq and is a predicted model, not a curated record. The transcript has a single exon. Gene Ontology annotation, biological process: iron ion transport; intracellular iron ion homeostasis.
AGUCGACCUGGCGCUGGGCUCUUCUGGUGCGGGCUGCGCCAUGCUGCUGGGCAGCCGUGCCCUUGGCCAGGCCCUGACCCUGGCUCUCAGCAGGGCGCGCUGCCCCGUGCUCCACCGCUUCGCAGGUCCCCGCACCGUUGCGCCCAGACGCCCACUGGCCGGCGCGGCCUCCUCGGAAGACAUCACCUCCGCGCCGCCCCGGGUCCGCCAAAACUUCCACCCCGACUCGGAGGCCGCCCUCAACCACCAGAUCAACCUGGAGCUGUAUGCGUCCCACGUGUACCUGUCCAUGGCCUGCUACUUCUCCCAGCAUGAUGUGGCACUGCACAACUUCGCAGGCUACUUCCGGCGCCAGUCCCUGGAGGAGCGCGUGCAUGCUGAGAUGCUGGCGAGGCUGCAGACCCAGCGCGGUGGCCGCGUGUGCCUGCUGGAGGUGCGCAAGCCUGAGAGUGACGACUGGGGUGGCGGCCUAAAAGCUAUGCAGUGCGCACUUGCGCUGGAGAGGCACGUGAACCAGUCGCUGCUGGACUUGCACACGCUGGCCUCGGACAAGAAGGACCCCCACUUGUGCGACUUUCUGGAAACCCAUUUCCUUAAUGAGCAGGUGAAGUCUAUCAAGGAACUAGGUGACCAUGUGCGCAAUUUAGUCAGCCUGGGGGCCCCAGAUUCUGGCCUAGCAGAGUACCUUUUUGACAAACAUACUCUUGGAAAUGAAAACAAGCAGAAUUAAGUUGCAGGCUGCCAUCCCCACAGCUCAGUGGUCCCGAGAUCCAUAGUGAGGUGUCUCCUGCUUCUUGCCCUUAAGAUUCACCACCGCCUUUACAUUCU